AUGGCAAACAGGCAUCUGGAAAUAGAGACCGGAUUCCCAACGCCACUGUCCUCCGCCACUGAUCCUCCUCCUCCAUCACGGUGGUGGACACAACUACAUUCAUUAUUCCUUCGUCGUAACGAACUCACUAAAGAAGAGAAAUCAGCUAUUUCAAAACCCCAUGUACAACCUUUUAUGCCACGCCAGCGUCUCCUCGAAUCCAUAACCGUUUCCCCCUCCUCUUCCGCCACGUUGCACAUCGAUUUUCUCGUGAAACCGAGCUCAUCGUGUCCUAUCCAAUACAACGGAGAUGACGUGUACGCCAAGCUAGGUUCCUUAAACGCCGCCGGUAAUCAAAGAGUUUUCGAAUUAGACUUGAAACUUAGUACGAUGAAGAAACAGCUUGCGUUAGUAUAUGAAUAUGGACAUUUCGAUAUCAGGUGUCAGAAUCUGACUAUCGGUUAUCAGAAGACUAAGUGUCAUUCGUCUUACAAAGCGUUGGAUGACCCGAUACGUAAGCUAUUGAAUUAG
Molecule: messenger RNA, 510 nt
Organism: Arabidopsis thaliana (thale cress)
Lineage: Eukaryota; Viridiplantae; Streptophyta; Magnoliopsida; Brassicales; Brassicaceae
Exons: 3
Coding region: 1-510 (169 amino acids)
Source: RefSeq, marked reviewed